AUGUGGAUAUUCACACUAGAACUAGAAGGCAUCGUGGCCGCCACGAGCCUCGCCGCAUCAGAAAGAGCGGAUGACGCCAGUGGGAUCGGAGCCGGUGGCGCCAAGCCAGAUAUGUUGCGGCUUGGAGGUCACCCCGCCCGCUGGCAGUCUGGGCGUGCUGCGAAGGUACAUAAUGUAGCCAAGUAUCGCUUUGUAGCUGUCAAAUACUCGGGAUGGAUGGAUUGA
Pyricularia oryzae 70-15 is the source of this 225-nucleotide messenger RNA. RefSeq lists its product as uncharacterized. The record is from RefSeq and is a predicted model, not a curated record. Bases 1 to 225 code for a protein of 74 amino acids. NCBI's taxonomy places the organism in Eukaryota, Fungi, Ascomycota, Sordariomycetes, Magnaporthales, Pyriculariaceae. The transcript has 2 exons.